ACAGCUGGAGAGUUGCGCAUGCGCCGGAAAUGCGCUGUCAGUAGCCAGGGCACUGAGGACACGAUCUGUACCGCUGGCCAGGACAGCUGUGUACCAACAACCUUCUGCGUUUAAAGUCGGAGGACAUAUCUCAUAGUACACGGCAAGUUUCCCAACGCUGUGAUGCGCAGACGUGAUGCUGAGGAGUAAACCCAGGUUGUGGUGGGGUUAGCCGUCUAUGGCUGUUACGACCAUGGACCCAAAGCCAGUCCCUCAGUCCCAGGGCGCCCUGGGUGAAGGAUGCAGCUCCCUGCUGCCCGCGGGGGGCCUGGGCACCUGGCUCGGGCCGCAUGGGAAGCACUACGCGUGCGGCUCCAUCGCGGCCUUCACCAACAUCGUGAUCACGUUCCCCGUCCAGAAGGUGCUGUUCCGCCAGCAGCUGCAUGGCGUGCUGGCGGUGGAGGCGGUGCGCCAGCUCCAGAGGGACGGCCUGAGGAACCUGUACCGGGGCCUGCUGCCCCCGCUGCUGCAGAAGAGCACCACGGUGGCCAUCAUGUUCGGCCUGUACGAGGACUUCUCCCGGCUGCUGCUGGACCGGGCGGUCAACACGGGCGUGCCGGAGCUGUUCACGCGGAGCUUCGCCGCGGCGCUGGCCGGGACCACGGAGGCCAUCCUCACGCCGUUUGAGCGCGUGCAGACUCUGCUGCAGGACCACCGGCACCACGGACGCUUCAACAACACGUUCCACACCUUCCGGACGCUUCUGAGCGAGCACGGCGUCCGCGAGUGCUACCGGGGCCUGGUGCCCGUGCUGCUGCGCAACGGGCCCAGCAACGUGCUCUUCUUCGGGCUGCGGGGGCCCAUCAAGGAGCAGCUGCCGCAGGCCUCCAGCGGGCUUGGCCACAUCACCAUCGACUUUGUGUGCGGCGGCGUGCUGGGCGCCGGCAUGGGGAUCAUGUUCUACCCGCUGAACGUGGCGAAGUCGCGGGCGCAGUCGCAGGUGGGCGGGGAGUUCCGGUCGUGCGGCGAGGUGCUGCAGACGGUGUGGCAGGAGAGGGGCGGCAGCGUGGCCAAGCUGUUCCGCGGAGCCCAGCUCAACUACCACCGCUCGCUCAUCUCCUGGGGCAUCAUCAACGCCACCUACGAGCUGCUGCUUAAGGUCAUGUGAGCGGCGGGCCCGGGGUGAGGGUCGGGUGAGGAUGGAAGGGAAGUGAUUCAGAACAAGGUGUGGAGUUGACAGUUGAUUGAAAGGAGGUGUGGCCUCGGGUCCAACGCAGGAAGCAUUGAGGUUUGUCCGAACACAACAGAAGUUCAAAGUUGGGGUUCCACGACUUAGGGAAGACAACAUUCAGGGGGAAAGAACAUAACUGCCAUUAUUACAUUUUGCUAUUGUUGCGGAAUUUAAAUGACAUGUGCUUAAGCCUGAAUAACCGAAAAUAUCUUGUUCAAGGGUCCAAUUGACAUAGCCUACAUUAGACCCUCUGGGCCUGCAUUAAUUUUGGGAGCAAAAUUCUUUCAGGCAUUUGUCAGAAAUCUCAAGGAUUAGUUUCUACUUUGUUUGUUUGUUGAGUUGUUUUGUUUCAAUUUGACCAAGAUCAGUUGCUGUGCAAAGUUGCGACCUACCAGGCCACCGAACAAAAUCAGCAGAACAAAUGUAUUGAUGAACCCCAUCAUCCAUUCUAAUAAAACGUUCCCAUUUUCACACAUCUAUGCCAAUCAGACUAAAUAUUGAAUUGUUUUUGUCAAA
This is a messenger RNA of Gadus macrocephalus (Pacific cod), 1726 nucleotides long. It is a transcript of the gene slc25a51b, whose product is annotated as solute carrier family 25 member 51b. The transcript has 2 exons. NCBI's taxonomy places the organism in Eukaryota, Metazoa, Chordata, Actinopteri, Gadiformes, Gadidae. Bases 218 to 1147 code for a protein of 309 amino acids. The record is from RefSeq and is a predicted model, not a curated record.